AUGGCUACCACCGUCAUCUGUCGGUCCGCUGCCUGUCGUUCGUUACUUUCCAAAAACGCAUCUAGCAUACGCGAAUCACGGCAUGUGUAUCGCCUCCGUGAUGCUGUCCGACCGCAAUUACCCACCCUUUCAGCCCUUGCCAGAUACUAUGCCUCAAAAUCUUACCCUCCACACACAAUUAUUAGCAUGCCCGCGUUAUCCCCAACAAUGACUGCUGGCAAUAUCGGGGCUUGGCAGAAAAAAGCCGGAGAUGUCCUUUCUCCCGGUGAUGUGCUAGUGGAAAUCGAAACAGACAAGGCCCAGAUGGAUUUCGAAUUCCAAGAAGAAGGAGUUCUGGCAAAGAUUCUAAAGGAAGCUGGCGAGAAAGAUGUUGCCGUGGGCAAUCCAAUUGCAGUCAUGGUGGAAGAGGGGACUGAUAUUUCUUCUUUCGAGUCCUUCUCUCUGGAAGAUGCUGGUGGGGAGAAAACGCCUGCUGCAAACAAGGAGCCUCCGCAACCUCAGGAGCCGGAAUCCAGGCCUGCUCCCACAACCGAAGAAUCGAAGCCCGCAGCUCUGGAGUCCGAGUCUACCAGUGAGAAAUUACAAUCGAGUCUUGACAGAGAGCCGUUCAUUGCUCCCGCAGUCAAGGCUUUGGCGUUGGAACGAGGCGUGCCGCUCAACGAUGUCAAGGGCUCCGGUCCUGGUGGGCGAGUGACAAAACAAGAUAUCGAAAAAUACCAGCCCCGCGCCGCAGCUACGGGUGCUACUUUGCCAGCUUAUGAAGAUAUCCCUGCCACAUCCAUGCGCAAAACCAUCGCAAACCGCCUCGUCCAAUCCGUCCGAGAAAAUCCACACUACUUCGUAACCUCAAACCUUUCCGUUACUAAGCUUCUCAAGCUGCGCCAGGCCCUCAAUGCCUCCGCAGAUGGUAAAUACAAGCUCUCGGUUAACGAUUUCAUUGUCAAAGCCUGUGCAGCCGCCCUCUUAAAAGUGCCUGCAGUAAACUCGAUGUGGAUCGAGGAAAACGGCCAAGUGAGCAUCCGCCAGCACAAGACGGUCGACAUCAGUGUUGCGGUAGCCACUCCCGUCGGCCUCAUUACACCCAUAGUGAAGAACGUCGAAACUCUCGGCCUGUCCAGCAUCUCCAGCCAGAUCAAAGAUCUGGGUAAGCGCGCUCGCGAGAAUAAGUUGAAGCCCGAGGAAUACAUCGGUGGCACCUUUACGAUCAGCAACAUGGGCAUGAACUCUGCCGUUGAGCGUUUCACCGCCGUCAUCAACCCGCCACAAGCUGGUAUACUAGCUGUGGGUACGACGCGCAAGGUAGCUGUGCCCGUGGAAGGUGAGGAGGAGGGCAACGCGAGCUCUGUGAAAUGGGAUGACCAGAUUGUGGUGACUGCCAGUUUCGACCAUAAAGUUGUUGAUGGAGCGGUGGGGGCCGAGUUUAUGAGAGAGCUGAAGAAUGUUGUGGAGAACCCUCUCGAGCUACUUCUUUAG
Molecule: messenger RNA, 1473 nt
Organism: Histoplasma mississippiense
Lineage: Eukaryota; Fungi; Ascomycota; Eurotiomycetes; Onygenales; Ajellomycetaceae
Product: dihydrolipoyllysine-residue acetyltransferase component of pyruvate dehydrogenase complex, mitochondrial precursor
Exons: 4
Coding region: 1-1473 (490 amino acids)
Biological process (GO): pyruvate decarboxylation to acetyl-CoA
Cellular component (GO): pyruvate dehydrogenase complex
Molecular function (GO): dihydrolipoyllysine-residue acetyltransferase activity
Source: RefSeq, a predicted model, not a curated record